AUGGACAGAACGGGACCUAAAAGCCGUUUUCCUUUGAGUAAGAUUUAUUUGCCAUAUCAUCACAAAGAAAAACAUGAAAUUAAUUCUGUUAAAACAGAACUUAAAGCAGAUAUCUUUGAAAUGAACUGUUUGUAUUCAUCAUUCAUACAGCAAACAGCAGAUACUUACAGAAAUUCAUCAACAUAA
Clunio marinus is the source of this 186-nucleotide messenger RNA. The record is from the annotation of a GenBank genome assembly. NCBI's taxonomy places the organism in Eukaryota, Metazoa, Arthropoda, Insecta, Diptera, Chironomidae.